This is a messenger RNA of Triticum aestivum (bread wheat), 2531 nucleotides long. RefSeq lists its product as uncharacterized. The transcript is spliced from 3 exons. The coding region runs from base 1162 to 1782 and encodes 206 amino acids. The record is from RefSeq and is a predicted model, not a curated record. Lineage: Eukaryota; Viridiplantae; Streptophyta; Magnoliopsida; Poales; Poaceae.
ACGGUGCAUCCGCCCAUGUAGUAUAUUGCCACAACAUUUUGGGAAUUUAAGCAUUCUCUUUCAGAAGGGAUUUCGGGACCAAAUUGGAUUACUUUGUGCCUGUACCCGUCUUUAGAUUUGUGUAUUAGACCCUAAUACACAGGUAAACAAGCUUAGAAACCAAAUUAUCUAUCAGUUUGACGAUAUUAGCUUAGGAAUCAAGGCACUUGCUCUUGCAUUCUGUGCCUUGGAUCCCAAUCCCGAUCAUGGGUAGGGUCUGUGGAUGCUCACAGGAUGGGAAGGAAGGAGACAAAAUAUUUUGUACUGUAUAUAAUUUCUGGUUAUAUGAUCCAUGUAGCACUUUCAGUGACUCCAUGACAUGCAAUUGCAAAUAGGGUUUCAAUUUUCAUAGCAUCAACCACAAGGGUACUGCAAUGGUUAGUGAACGCAGAUUAUAAAUUCGUGAGCUCCCAAAAAUGUAAUCAUGUUCUGUGCAAACGACUGAACGAGGAAUUGUGGAAGAAUUUUUUUCUAACUUCCUUCGAAUUUUCUUUCAGUAAGUCACCAUGUCAGAAUGCCAAUUAUCAGCGCUAUGAUAAAUUGCAUCAUGUGUCGUUUACACAUUUCAGCACAGUGGUCUAUAUAGAUUCAACUUACAUGUGCUCUAUCGAAAGGGAAUUGCUCUUCUCUGUACUUAGCAUAUGGAGAAACAUGAAGAACUUAAGCUGGGGUUUCGAGUGCUUCAUUUAGUCUUAAAAAGUUCACCCAACAAAUCUCACACAUGGCCCAGGUGAAGCUUUGAAACAGCAUGUACAGUAUUAUUUAGUUUCCCUCUCGACUCAUUUGAUCCUUGUUGCUGACAAGUUCCAACACUAUUUUUCACUCUGAAGUUGCUAACAAAGUAACAAGUAGACAGACCUUGUUAGAGUGCUCUGUACUGUAUACACGAAAGCUGUUUCAGUAGUUCCUGUUUUGAUGUACAAAUAAUAUUUGUUUUAUCUGGAAAGGCUACACAUCAGUAACACCUAUUUUCCUUCGAUAAAACAGAAUAUUUUUUUAGGGUAACACUGACUGAAGUCACAUUUGAGUUGCUGCAGAACUACGAGUGUUAAAAUUGUGUAACUUCUAGAGGGGAGCCAGAAGAAGGAAACCGAAGUCAUCAGCGCCGAGUUGCCGGAGCAGAUGGUGGGAUUCGGUAGCCUUGCUCCCAAGACCAAGAACCUGGUGGUGGGCGGUGGGUUGACGGGGUUCGUCUUUGGGGUGUACUAUUACACCAUGAGAGCAGUCGGCAGCACUGAUGAGCUGCAGGUCGCCAUCGACAAGUUUGAAGACCUGAAGAAGAAGGACGCCGACGCCACCCCCGCUGCAAACCCCUCCACCCCAGGCUCAUCGAACUCCCUGAUCAACCUCAGACCACACUUGCACGGGAGCAAGCAUCGGAUAGAAAAGUGUUCCACCUCCAUGAAACAAAGCUCGCCACGUGCAAAGAAGUCUUUUGGAGAUCCAUUUCCUCUCCAACAUGCAAACACUCCUAACGCACUGACCAGAGGAUUCACGCCAAAGCCUCGUCAAGAAGAUCUUCAAGAAACCUCCUACGAUCUUCAAAGGUUUGUCAUGCAGCUCAUCCUGGGGAAAUGCGCCCUUGGAAUCCAUGGCGGAAAGUUCUUGCUUUUCUUGGUAAUGAAGCAAAGAAUUGAGGCCAGUCCUGAGAAGAUCCAUACCAUACUUGCUAUAGCAGCAAUGCUAAGUCAAAGAUGUGAAGGAUGGCCGCCUUGUCAGGUUCAGUCUAUCUCUGAACCCUGAUCGCUGCAGCACACACUAAUUUGAACAGAAAUGGAUGGAUUUCGGAGGAGAUUUAGCUAGGGUUUGACCACUGGUAGAUGCGCAUAUAUGGCCAGCCGGAACACAAGGGCUAGGGUUUAACCUGAUUACAAAAGUAGGUGAGCCUCAGGCUCCCACUCACUGUCUCUUGUAGGAUUGCAGAUGAGAAAAGGUGUUAGUAAACAGUAGAAGAACGUGCUAUUGUCGUAAUUCAAAUAGCGUCACGCCGAUGCACAGGAGCCCUUGGAUCGGAGAUCAACAUGGGCUGCGACGUCUCCCGAGAACGAAGUGGUAAGUGGCACAGGAGGACGUUGGAUCGGAGAUCGGCGAUCAGGGACGGCACACUGAGAAUGAACAUAAACACUUGAUGAUAGUCAGACAUAUAUUCAUAACGAAUGCACCCGCAACUCAUACCAAAUAUAUUGCCUCAAGCCCCAAAGCCUGGGAAAAUUUUGUGGAUAAAGGCGGAGUCCUCCCAUGUCGCCUACUCCGGAGGCAUGUUCUUCCAUUUGACCUUCCACUGAAAUGACUGGGAUACUGAUGUUACCCUGCACUCGAGGAAUAAGCUUGGGUUCUAGUAAUUCUUACAGGCUCAAUGAGGAUUGUACCAUCAGGAUUAAGUGUGAGGUGCUGUAGGGAUGGCCUUUGGGCCAAUGUGCCUUUUCAAUUGGGAUACAUGGAAUGUAUGGUCCAGUUGGCAGCCAACAGGGAGCAACAACUUGUAGGAAGCA